AUGGAGAAAUCGAAGAACUUCAGGAUUGACGCUCUGCUCGCUGACGAGACCAACCGGGGGAGCCGCGACCUCUCCCCCGGUCUCAGUAGCGACAGUCCCGCGGGCAGCCCGGUCUCAUGCCGCCGUGCGGACACCCCGUCUCCGCGGGCCUCCCAUCUUCAGACCGGAAUAAUCCCCAAACCGGGUGUCCUCAAUCUCCCGCAUCCAGGACUUGCUUCACUGCCCCAGGGGGCGAUUCCCGGCAUGUAUCCUGCACCCAUGUACCCAUUAUCGGCGUUGGGUGGCCAGCACCCCGCGUUCGCUUACACCGGUUUCACACAGCUAACGCAGACCUACCCGGAGCACCUGAAGGCUGCCAUGGCGGGAUCUCUUCCCCUGGAGCACUGGAUCCGCGCUGGGAUCAUGAUGCCACGACUGCCAGAUUACAGCUCGGGGCCUCAGUCCGGUCUGUUGGGGAAGUGCCGGAGGCCUCGCACCGCCUUCACCAGUCAGCAGCUCCUGGAGCUGGAGAACCAGUUCAAACUCAACAAGUACCUGUCCAGACCCAAACGCUUUGAAGUGGCCACCUCACUCAUGCUGACUGAAACACAGGUCAAGAUCUGGUUCCAAAAUCGAAGGAUGAAGUGGAAACGCAGCCGGAAGGCGAAGGAGCAGGCCACCGCGUCGGCCCAGUCUGAGGCAGAGCGGCUACGCAGUGGAGGAAAAACAUCCUCCGACAAAACUGAUGAGAGCAGACGAGCUGUGAAUCCGGAUGACGGAGGGAUAGAUCUUGACAUGGAGGAUGGGGAAGAGGAGGAAGAGGACGAGGAGGAGGAGGAGGAAGAAGAGGAGGAAGCCCGGCAUGGUUUUCCUGUUGCAAUAGGAAACGGUGUUGGGAUGCCACGAUCCACGGACUUCUUGCAGCGUGGCACUGACGUUGGCUACAACCCCCACAGCCCUUUCUCUGAUGAGGAGCUGGAGGGGGUGCAAGUAGGAGGAGGUGACAGGAAGAUUGGGGCAGGACUGUGAGAAGACACCCAGAAUUUACUGGUUUGAUUUCCUGUUUGUUACAGAGACAUUACACUGGGACAUAUCUGUGUUUGCGGAUACUAGAGAAGACACAUUUCCAAGCCUAAUGGUCUUUGUCCAGUCUGCUCUGUGAAUGUUUAUGUGUUCCAAUGAGGACAUUUGUUGGAAUCACUAAUUAUUCACACAGCUUCCAAACAUACACAGGACUAUGACACAAAUAUACUGUAUAAACUGUCUGUGAAUAGAUCCAUCCCUUAGUACUGCACAUUUCAUAGCAUGCUGAAAAAAAAGGUGCUCAUCUCCUCCCUAAAUUUUAGCUGUUUUCGUGAGUAACUGCCAGUCACCUUGUCUUCACUCCAUCCACUGACAGCUGGAGCUCCACUCAAAGAACGCACACGUGCUACACAAAUGAAGGAUGAGAAGUAAAACAAGUGAACUGUUCAGACAGCGUGAGAAUGUACAGUAGGUGAGGCUUCCCCUGGGUCAUGAAAACAAAAAAAAUUAAACAAGCUGUGUGAUGUUGUGUCUGAAGAAACAACACAGGCUUAGAAACAUCAGCUGCCCUGGAUGUUUUUAAAUACCUUGCAGAACAUCCCAUGUAUUAUAUUUACUUUUGUGCAUUUUAUGUGAAUAUUGAUGUUUUCUCUUUUUUGUUCUUGAUGGUGUUUAUGAAUUUGUUCCUGUCACCUCUCUCACUUACAUGUAAAUGAAUUUAAUUUAUUUGAAUGAUUGCAAAGAUGAAUCACACAUGUAUUUAUCUGAGACUAGUUGUGUAGCUGUGAA
This is a messenger RNA of Seriola aureovittata, 1791 nucleotides long. RefSeq names its product motor neuron and pancreas homeobox 2b (gene mnx2b). The transcript is spliced from 3 exons. The coding region runs from base 1 to 1008 and encodes 335 amino acids. Gene Ontology annotation, biological process: regulation of DNA-templated transcription. The record is from RefSeq and is a predicted model, not a curated record. Lineage: Eukaryota; Metazoa; Chordata; Actinopteri; Carangiformes; Carangidae. Gene Ontology annotation, molecular function: DNA-binding transcription factor activity, RNA polymerase II-specific; DNA binding.